AAAAAAUCCAUCAUUCAGAGAAAUAAAGUUAGUUUACCGAUCACAACAUUCCUAGACUGUUUGUUUACAAGUCUCUUCGAGUCAUUAAAGAGUGUUUCUGUGUUUGUUUAUUUACAAAUAAAGACAAAAUGUUAAUCCUAGCACUAGUGAUUUUAACAAUUAUUGUGGCUUGUUAUUGGUAUUUAGUGGCACCGUUAAGUCAUUGGGAAAAACGUGGUAUACCUUACGUAAAAGGGUAUCCAAUUGUGGGUAAUUUUUUUUGGAAUGCAAUUAAAAAAACAUAUUUAGGAGACGAGUUGAUUAAACUUUACAAUGCACAUCCAGAAAAAAAAUGUUUCGGAAUGUUUUUAUAUGGAAGACCUGCAAUAUUUGUUCGUGAUUUAGACAUUAUGAAGAAUGUUUUUAUUAAAAAUUUUGAAAAUUUUGUUGAUCAUUCCGAUUCGAUAUUGUUGGAGGGUAUUAAUCCGGUUGUAGAUCGAAAUCUAUUCUCUUUAAAAGGAAAUGAUUGGCGAGACAUGAGAGCAACUUUAAGUCCUGCAUUUACUGGGAACAAAAUGCGUGGAAUGUUUCAAUUAAUGGUUGAUGCUGGAGAAACUUUUGUUAAUUACUUUACAAAUGAAGCUAAAAAAAAUUAUGGGAAGCCAUUAAAUGUGGAUUUAAAAAAAAUCAUGACCCGACUAACAAAUGACGUUAUUGCUACAACUGCUUUUGGAAUAAAGGUUGAUUCUUUACGUGAUCCAAAUAAUGAAUUCUAUCAAAUGGGUGGAAAAGUCGCAAAUUUUGCAACAUGGCGAUUUCUUUUAUGUAAUUUUCUCCCUAACGUAGCUAGAUUUUUCGGUAUUGGUAUGAUUCCUAAUGAACCUAUCGAUUAUCUACGAAAGAUCGCACUUGACACCAUUAAUAUUCGAGAACGUGAUAAUAUUUACCGUCCAGAUAUGUUACAACUGUUGAUUCAAGCUAAAAAUGGUUCAUUAAAACAGACUGAUACAAACGAAGAAAUUGAUAAAGCAUUUGCUGCCGUGGAAGAAUCCAAAAUAGUUCAAACAAAUAAAAAAAUUCAUUUGGGAGAAGAUGAUUUAGCUGCACAAGCAUUAAUAUUCUUUAUAGCUGGUUUUGACACUGUAUCGUCUGCAUUGUGUUUUGCUCUUUAUGAACUCGCCCUCAAUACUGAGAUACAAGAACGCCUUUACAAAGAAAACGAAAAAGUUCUGAAUGAAAAUAAUGGAAAACUUACAUACGAUGUGUUAAAUAAAAUGAAAUAUUUAGAUAUGGUUAUGUCCGAAACAUUACGAAAAUGGCCACAAACACCUUUUAUCGACCGAAUUUGCAUCAAACCAUAUACUGUUGAAGUAGAAGAUGGUAAAGAAAUUACCUUAGAUAAAGGAACAUUUUUAUUUUUCCCAGGAUGGGCUUUGCAUCGUAACCCUGAAUACUACCCCAAUCCAGAUAAAUUUGAUCCAGAACGUUUUAGUGAUGAGAAUAAAGAUAAAAUUAAUCCAAUGACAUAUUUACCUUUCGGAACUGGUCCAAGAAAUUGUAUUGGGUCAAGGUUUGCUUUGAUGGAAGCAAAAAUGGCAAUUUUUUACAUGGUCAAAUAUUUUGAACUUAUUCCAAAUGAAAAAUCAAUAAUUCCACCAAAAGUCUCAACGAAAAGUGUGCUUCCAACUUUAGAAAAUGGAUUCCAUGUAGCGUUAAAAUUAAGAUAACAUUAAAUAAAAAUAACAAAGAUAUUUCAUAU
Chrysoperla carnea is the source of this 1738-nucleotide messenger RNA. Its product is annotated as cytochrome P450 9e2-like. Gene Ontology annotation, molecular function: oxidoreductase activity, acting on paired donors, with incorporation or reduction of molecular oxygen; heme binding; iron ion binding. Bases 129 to 1706 code for a protein of 525 amino acids. Lineage: Eukaryota; Metazoa; Arthropoda; Insecta; Neuroptera; Chrysopidae. The transcript has 6 exons. The record is from RefSeq and is a predicted model, not a curated record.